Molecule: messenger RNA, 2370 nt
Organism: Planococcus citri (citrus mealybug)
Lineage: Eukaryota; Metazoa; Arthropoda; Insecta; Hemiptera; Pseudococcidae
Product: neurogenic locus notch homolog protein 1-like
Exons: 6
Coding region: 104-1897 (597 amino acids)
Molecular function (GO): calcium ion binding
Source: RefSeq, a predicted model, not a curated record
AUGUAAUCCUUCGCCAUGCGGGCCAAACAGUGAAUGUCACAAAGAAGAUAAUCGCGCUGUGUGUUCUUGCCAGAACAACUACUUUGGUUUGCCUCCAAAGACGAUGUGCAGACCUGAAUGCAAUUCAGACUCUGAGUGUCCGCAGAACAAAGCCUGCCGAGAGUUAAAAUGUCAGGAUGUAUGUGUAGGAAAGUGCGGUAAUAAUGCACAAUGUCAAAUGAUUAAUCACGAGCCUAUAUGCAGCUGUACGCCAGGAUUUACAGGAAACCCAUUUGUGUACUGCAUAAAAGAAGAAAAAAAUCCAUGUAAUCCUUCACCAUGCGGGCCAAACAGUGAAUGUCACAAAGAAGAUAAUCGCGCUGUAUGUUCUUGCCGGAACAACUACUUUGGUUCGCCUCCAAAGACGAUGUGCAGACCCGAAUGCAAUUCAGACUCUGAGUGUCCGCAGAACAAAGCCUGCCGAGAGUUAAAAUGUCAGGAUGUAUGUGUAGGAAAGUGCGGUAAUAAUGCACAAUGUCAAAUGAUUAAUCACGAGCCUAUAUGCAGCUGUAAGCCAGGAUUUACAGGAAACCCAUUUGUGUACUGCAUAAAAGAAGAAAAAAAUCCAUGUAAUCCUUCACCAUGCGGGCCAAACAGUGAAUGUCACAAAGAAGAUAAUCGCGCUGUAUGUUCUUGCCGGAACAACUACUUUGGUUCGCCUCCAAAGACGAUGUGCAGACCCGAAUGCAAUUCAGACUCUGAGUGUCCGCAGAACAAAGCCUGCCGAGAGUUAAAAUGUCAGGAUGUAUGUGUAGGAAAGUGCGGUAAUAAUGCACAAUGUCAAAUGAUUAAUCACGAGCCUAUAUGCAGCUGUAAGCCAGGAUUUACAGGAAACCCAUUUGUGUACUGCAUAAAAGAAGAAAAAAAUCCAUGUAAUCCUUCGCCAUGCGGGCCAAACAGUGAAUGUCACAAAGAAGAUAAUCACGCUGUAUGUUCUUGCCAGAACAACUACUUCGGUUCGCCUCCAAAGACGAUGUGCAGACCCGAAUGCAAUUCAGACUCUGAGUGUCCGCAGAACAAAGCCUGCCGAGAGUUAAAAUGUCAGGAUGUAUGUGUAGGAAAGUGCGGUAAUAAUGCACAAUGUCAAAUGAUUAAUCACGAGCCUAUAUGCAGUUGUAAGCCAGGAUUUACAGGAAACCCAUUUGUGUACUGCAUAAAAGAAGAAAAAAAUCCAUGCAAUCCUUCGCCAUGCGGACCAAACAGCGAAUGUCACAAAGAAGAUAAUCGCGCUGUAUGUUCUUGCCAGAACAACUACUUUGGGUCGCCUCCGAUGACGAUGUGUACACGCGAAUGCAAUUCAGACUCUGAGUGCCCGCAGAACAAAGCCUGCCGAGAGUUAAAAUGUCAGGAUGUAUGCAUAGGAAAGUGCGGUAAUAAUGCACAAUGUCAAAUGAUUAAUCACGAGCCUAUAUGCAGUUGUAAGCCAGGAUUUACAGGAAACCCAUUCGUGUACUGCAUAAAAGAAGAAAAAAAUCCAUGUAAUCCUUCGCCAUGCGGACCAAACAGUGAAUGUCACAAAGAAGAUAAUCGCGCUGUAUGUUCUUGUCAGAAAAAAUACUUUGGUUCGCCUCCAACAACAGUGUGCAGACCCGAAUGCAAUUCAGACUCUGAGUGCCCGCAGAACAAAGCCUGCCUAGACUUAAAAUGUCUGGAUGUAUGUGUAGGAAAGUGCGGUAAUAAUGCACAAUGUCAAAUGAUUAAUCAUGAGCCUAUAUGCAGUUGUCAGCAAGGAUUUACAGGAAACCCAUUCGUGUACUGCAUAAAAGAAGAAGGUGAGCAGUGCACACCGUUUUUAGUAAUGCUUAUCUUGAUUUUCAGCUCAAAUAUUUCAUCCUAUCUUUUUGAUAUUCAAAAUUAACUCCUUGGUUGUGAAAAUAUGUAUGACUUGAAGAUUUCAAGACUGAUUGAAACGAGCUCAUUUUAUUAAUUUUUGGUGCGCUAUAUGUACAUGUACCAACAUGCAGGUACAUACUUCAACGUUCAAUUUCAAAAAGAUGAAUUUUGAAGGGAAUGAAUUUUAAGUUUUGCAUAUUUUUCCAUUUUUCUCACCAUGAAACUCAAAACUAUGGAAAAACGAAGCAUUCUAAACAAUUGGUUUAGAAGAAAACUGAAAAUUGUGUAAAAUUCUCAUGGAUUUGUAGUUUGAAAAUAUGUACUUUCAUAAAUACUGUAUAAAAUUAAUGGUAAUAUUCAGUAAACUGGGUAACAUUGAAAGAUUUUUCAGUAUUUUUUAUGUUUAGAGGUAUGAAUGGCGGAGGUAGGGGAAAUGUGUGUGAUGCUUUUAAUAAAGCUAUGUCACCACUACGUUUUGGCGGUUACAGAAGUUUUCUA